UAGUCUGUGCUGACAAGUAGAGGUGAACAACACUGAAGACUGAACAGUGGUUAUCGGUUAUUGAUAAAUAUUGUUUCUAAUUAAAUUGUAAAUCUAAGCUUUCUAAUUUUUUAAGUGUACGGUAAAGUUUAGUAUAUUAUGAUGAAUUUUGCGUGUGAUUUGUCUCAAUCAAGUGAAUAUUUAAGUUUUAGGAGUAGUGUCCCAUUAAGAAAGAUAGUUGUGGAUUCUGAUGGAAUCAAGGCUUGGAAAAUAUUUGAUAGUGGACCGAAAUCUGUUACUUGUCCCUUGAUAUGCUUACCUCCUGUUUCUGGAACAGCUGAUAUAUUUUAUAAGCAAGUAAUGGGACUUGCAUCUAGAGGUGUAAGAGUUAUUGCAGCUGAACCUCCACCUUAUUGGAAUAUCAAAGAAUGGUGUGAUGGUUUCAAAAAGCUUAUUGACUACCUUGAACUUGAUAAAAUUCACAUUUUUGGAACAUCUUUAGGGGGAUUCAUUGCACAAAAAUUUACACAGUAUACUCAGAAUUGUCCACGUGUAGUGUGACUUGUAUUGUGUAACACAUUCACAGACACAACAGUGUUUGAGUACAAUGACUCAGUUGCACUGUUUUGGCUACUACCUUCACUAGUUUUGAAAAGAAUGCUUAUGGGUAAUUUUGCUGCUGAUAAAGUUGAUAAGAGGAUUGCAGAUUCCAUAGAUUUUAUGGUUGAAAAGCUGGAAUCUUUAACUCAAUCAGAGCUAGCAUCCCGAUUGACCUUAAAUUGUACUCCAUGCUAUGUUGAACCACAACAUCUAUAUAACCUGCCGAUCACUAUUAUGGAUGUUUGGGAUGAAAGUGCCCUUAGCUCAAGGGUGAGGGAAGAUCUUUACAAAUCAUAUCCACAAGCGAAACUAGCACAUUUGAAAAGUGGAGGGAACUUUCCCUAUUUAAGCAGAAGUGACGAGGUCAAUUUACAUUUACUGAUUCAUUUGAGGCAAUUCGAUGGUACAGACAUAUCGGCUUCCUACUUAAGUUUACACAAAAUGCCAGCUCAAAAUGACGAUAAUCCCGAGGAAGGUUCAGUCAGUUACUUCAACCAAAGGGAUAAGUUUGUUAAAAUAUCGUAAAUGUUUUAUAUUGUAACUAACGAAUUUACACGAAUUUAAUAUUAACGCUAGAACAUUCCUGUUUAAUAUACUGUGUGUUUAAACUCCUACAAAUGAAGUUACUAUGACUAGUCUAAACGAAAUUGCAACCUAUAGAAGUUCAAUUUGAGGUUAGAAAAUGUUAUUAAUUAUUCGACAAAAAGUAUAGAAAUACUUUAAAGAUAAUUUCCGAUAAUUUAACGCAAUUAUUUAUUAAUUGU
Molecule: messenger RNA, 1343 nt
Organism: Pieris napi
Lineage: Eukaryota; Metazoa; Arthropoda; Insecta; Lepidoptera; Pieridae
Product: maspardin-like
Exons: 5
Source: RefSeq, a predicted model, not a curated record